AUUUUUUGGAUUUAUGUAUUAUUCUUACUAGAUAUGCACCAUGAUUGAAGCGGUGGCUCUGUAUUUUGUGUCGGAAGACUGCGGUCCAUGGGCAAACUUUCUAAAGACGAAAUUGGGAGAAAAAGCAUACGACAUUCGUGUUCAAGACAUAGAGGCCUCUAGUGUGUCAGAAAGUCGAGAAAACUACAAAGCUAACAUAAUCUUGGUGAGCCCAGCUUUUCUGGAACUGCCAACUUAUGAACACUAUUGCUCGUUUCCCAUCAAACAAUCAUUGGUUGUGUUGCUUGGAGUAGAAUACCAAGAAUUUGAAGAAUUAGCAACAUCAAAAGGAGCUGAAAACAUCUUAGGAUUUCCUUUAUUUGAAACCGAGGCAAACGAGAGUUCGGUGAGAUGUCUUUUGGUGGAAAUUAUAGAUCUCUAUGAAAGAAAUGUUGCUCUUGAGGAACUUGUACAGCCCCAUCCAAUCCCUGGUCAUUUGUCAAAGACAAGGGAGAGUGACAAUAGUUUUGACAGUGAAUACGAUCCAUAUGAUUUCCCUCCAGCCCCCAGACCUCUUCCUGAAUAUAUUGAAUCACCUACAUCGAACGAGCUGCAGAAGUUCAUCUAUAGCGAAAAGGACAGCAAAAUCUAUCUCCUUAUGGAAAGAAAAGACGAGGAAAAUAUUUUGAUACAAGACGAAAAUAGACCAGAUACCUGUGUUCAAUGCAAAUACCUUGGCAAAGCUUUGUAUGAAGCUUCCUUAACAGAUGAUUUCGAUAGAACACAUGGGCUAAAAAUAGUCACAACAAAGAGGAGAAAUGUAGAGACAAUUCGAAUCGAACCAUCAUCUGAACCAGCACCACGUGAUAAACUUUCUCAAAUUCAGCAGUUGCUCAAUGAAGAGUUAGAACCGCUAACAGUUCUAUGCAAAGCUCUAAGACUGCCGGAAGUGUCACAUUCUUGUCUCGACACGUUUCUGGCGGAAAAGUGUUCAAACUUCAAAAUGUUUGACACACUUCAGAGUUUGUCUUUAGGAGAAAACCUCAAUGAAAAACAUUUGGAAGGAAGUAAUUGGCCCACGUUGCUGCAUUUUGGUGCUGAAUUUGGACUUAGUUUGUUUUGUGAUGAACUUCUACGGGUUCCUGGAAUGGACAAAUUUUGUCACGUUACCAAUGCUCAGGACGAGGCACCUGGUCAGUUGGCUCGAAAUCGCGGCUUCCUACAAUUAGCUGAAAAACUGGACAUGCUUACCGUAACCCAAAGAGACAAGCGAAACCCUCCAGCAAAUAAGGAUAGCGGUAUAAGUGACAUGCAUACUUCCGCCUAUAGUCAAGUAUCUGACACAAGCUCGUAUGCUCCCUCACACAGAGCAGUCGAUAGUUUAUUGGAGGACGAAACAUAUCAAAUGCCUCCUCCAACACCCCACCAACAUCCACAACAAUAUUACAUAAAUUCUAACCCGAUAUCGCCAUCGAAAACAGACAGUACCCAAACAUCAGAAGAAUCCCCACCCCCUCCUCCCCCAAAGAUUAAAAGUUCGCCGUUGCCUUGUCGACCUCCACCUGCCACAGAAAGAAUUUCUAUGGACUCUAGGAUCUCCAUUGACUCGAGGUCUUCCAUGGAUUCAAGAACUACCAUAGAUUCAGUAACCACCAUAGAUUCAAGCACCACCUUAGAUUCAUCGAGCAUAUCACGAAAUUCCAUUCAAUCUUGCUCGUCUUCCGGAAGUGAUGCUACAAUAGCAGACUAUGUCGACAUGACUUCAACUUCGUCUUCUUACAUGGACAUGAAAUCAGUGCAAAGAACCAACAGUAAAACACUGUCGAAACCUCCUGCAGUUCUCCCCAAGCCGAGUUCGUCUGAUUCCAGUUCUGGGUACGCCGUUACAUCCGAUGAAUCCUCAGAUAGGGGAUCAGAGUACAUGCCGAUGAGUGAGUUACCUCCUCAUAUCAAGCCUUCUCACUCAGAAUCUGCUAUAAAAAAGCAGCUCUCUGCAGAUGGUGAUUAUAUGAGUCCCAGUGAAGCCAAAACAGGUCCCAAACGCCAUCCAACUUCAUUACCUUUAGCAGAAUCCCAUCAAUUUCAUUCAACAUCUGAUAUAAAACGCGAGGUUACAGAUCAUUGGUCUAUUCCACCUGAAAUUCCAGCGCAUCAAAGCAAAAAGCCCGGGGAUCCAGCUUUACCCCUUUCACAUCAAAACAGAAGCAUGUCCGAGAGUGAUACUUCUCGGCCUCGUUUUGCGGGACGCAUAGGGUCUCCUUUAUCACCGAACAUGCCGGAAACAGUGUUUGAGAAAGGUCACCAAGUGCUCCAUCGACAAGGAAGGGACAGAAGCGCGAGUGCUUCCCGGAAGUGUAGUUCUGAUGACGAUAUGACAAUGAACCAGCGUCAUCAGUCUAAGGGAUUUUUCAGUAAGCUGAAAAAUAAAAUGGGAGGAGGAAGAAAAAUGUCAUGUCCACCAGAAGCAAUUAAAGAAAGUUUAGAUCAAUAUCAUAAGAGAAAUCAACAACAACUAAAGUCCAAACCCUCAGAGGAGAACAGGGACUCCAAUAUCAGUACUUCUAGCUCUUCCAGUCAUGAAGGUCAUAUUCCGGAUGAAAAUGCUACAGGAGAGGAACAGCCAGAUGAACCAGUUCGUGCGAGAAAGCCUAAGAAAACACUCUUUGGAGGGAAAAAUAAAGACAAUAGAAACGACGUGAGGAGGAAAUCUGUGAGAAUUGAUAAAAUGAAGAAGGACAAAAAUCUACAACUGUUGGAACUUCCUACAAAAAGAAAAUAGCACAAAAUCGUUCUACAAAUCUCAAAGUGCAAUAUUUUAACAAACAACAUUCUGCAAUUAUAAAAAAAAAAGUUUUACGUCUCUUUUUAUGUAAUUAUGCAAUACAUGCAGAAAUCAGUCAGCUUUUUAGUAUUUGUCCAAUUAUUUUUACAUGUACAUGUAUUUGUAAAUUUCAGUCACUCUGUCUGUUUUUGUACAUAUCGCAUUUUUUUUUCUUUUCUACAACGCAUUAACAUUUGCAGUAUUUCAUGACAACGUACGUUUUAAUGAUUAAUUGCAUUACCCCAUUUACAUGUGAUUUCAGUCAUUUUUUUUUUUUUUAAUUUUUCGGAUAUGUUCCAGAGUUGUAAUCUGUAAUAAUGUGUAUACUUUUAUGUUUGAAAGAGUCAAUGCAAAUACUGCUUUAAGUGAUAUUUUCGCAUGUGGCUUACAACACAUGUGUUACUGUUAUUUUAAUCUAAUAAUAAAAAUUGUUAUGAAAACAA
Molecule: messenger RNA, 3243 nt
Organism: Saccostrea echinata
Lineage: Eukaryota; Metazoa; Mollusca; Bivalvia; Ostreida; Ostreidae
Exons: 14
Coding region: 41-2758 (905 amino acids)
Molecular function (GO): signaling receptor binding
Source: RefSeq, a predicted model, not a curated record